AUGUCCCCCCUGCAGUGACCCCGGCAAUGUCCUCCGGCCGAUGCCGGUAUCUGUCUUCCAGGUUCCGUUCCCUGCGAGCGUCGGGAUGUACAGGGGAUGGAAUGGCGGGAAAUUCAAAAAUGUAAAAAUAAAAUCUGAUUGUAAAACAUUCCUGUAUCAACCCAUUUCACAUACAUUUUGUCCCGAGUGCUUUGUCCUGUGCCCUGCCUGCAUUUUUACUGUUCUUUCUGCCUGCAAACUGAGAAACGUCCAUGGCGUCCAAAAAGCGUCCCUUUAGGUCAAAAUCGGUUUUAGACCAGCUAGAAAACAGCGAUAGUAAAUUAGAACCACCAAAAU
This is a messenger RNA of Staurois parvus, 336 nucleotides long. Lineage: Eukaryota; Metazoa; Chordata; Amphibia; Anura; Ranidae. The record is from the annotation of a GenBank genome assembly.